Molecule: messenger RNA, 2483 nt
Organism: Linum trigynum
Lineage: Eukaryota; Viridiplantae; Streptophyta; Magnoliopsida; Malpighiales; Linaceae
Source: the annotation of a GenBank genome assembly
AUACAAAUCUAUCAAACAAUUAUAUUUUUUUUAAAUCAAUAAUGAACCCAAAACUCUCGUAUACGCUCAUAACUUUACAAGACCAAACUUUACCAAAACCUCCAUUUUUUUCAAAUCCACCGAACAAUUUCAAGACACAAGAAUCCAUCGUAGAUGCAUCUUUUACUUGAUGUCAUUGUUGUUAGAAGAAACUGUCUUGGGGCAAGACACGAAAAAACAAAGAAAACGCCAAUCUCUUUCGUGGAGUGACUGGAUUCUGGAAGCCAACCAAACCAAACCAACCGGAGAAGAAGACAACCCGAUUAGAAAAAUCAAGGUCAACACACACAACGCCAGCGCGGGGGCUCCUGAACCGGUCAACAAACCCGAACACGGUUUACACCAUUUCCCCAAAUACGACCUUUCCUAUGUGGCAGCUUCCACUAACCGCCAGGUCGGAUCUAUAAACCACCCCGCGCCAAACUACAAAAAAACCAUCCCACUCGUCCCCCUGACCUUCACCACGUAUCCCCUUUCCGCAAAAUUCCAUUUCAAUUCCGCCUCUCUCUUCCGCCUCCUCCUUAACCGCCGUCGCCGGCCGAGAAACUGCUGCUACCACCGCUCUCGCCGUCGCAGGAAAACCCCAAAAGAGAGAAGAAAUUUGGGGGAAAGAAAGAAAGAAAGGGCAGCGAUAAAUCGGAGUUAGUGGGUCCCGGCGUAAUUUUGAAAUUUCCAACCGCUGUAGUUCAGGACCAGUCGAAGGAAGCGGUUCCUCUUUAAAGGGGGGAUUCUCUGCUCAUCUCUUUUUUUCUCUCCGCCCAUUUGUGCUUUCUCUCGCUCUGAAGGAUUCCGAUAAUUCCCUGCCCUUCUGGGUGUACGGAAAAAAGGAGGAAACAAAGGAAAAAACCGACUUCAAUUGUUCACAAGCCGGAGAUGGGUUUAGGUUCCAUCUUCUCGUUUCAGAGACUCCGUGGCAUCUUUCAGAAUCAGGAGCAGGGAGAGCAGCAGCAGGGGAGAAGGAUGAGGGAGGUUGAUCUUGGAGCCCACACAAUCAAGAGCCAUGGAGGCAGAGUUGCUAAGAACCACAAAUACGAUUGGCUCAUCUUGGUGGUGCUUGGUGUGAUGGAAGUCAUCUUGUUUAUCAUCCAUCCCUUCUAUCGCUUCGUCGGGAAGGACAUGAUGGAGGACCUCAGAUACCCGUUUAAGGACAACACAGUCCCUACUUGGUCCGUCCCGCUAUAUGCAGUGUUGCUGCCAAUUGUGGUAUUCAUCUGCUUCUAUUAUCGGAGGAGAUGCGUCUAUGAUCUUCACAAUGCCAUUUUAGGCCUCUUGUUCUCCGUGUUGGUUACUGGUGUGCUAACUGAUGCCAUCAAAGCUGCAGUGGGGAGGCCGAGGCCCGACUUCUUUUGGCGCUGCUUCCCUGAUGGCAAGGAUCUGUAUGAUCGAUUAGGAGAUGUGAUAUGCAAUGGCAAAGCAAGUGACAUAAAGGAAGGACAUAAGAGCUUCCCCAGUGGCCACGCUUCCUGGUCAUUUGCUGGAUUAGGCUUUCUGUCUCUGUAUUUGAGUGGGAAGAUCAGAGUGUUUGAUAGGGAAGGUCAUGUUGCGAAGCUGUGCAUCGUGAUCCUCCCUCUGCUUGCUGCAUCUCUCGUGGCGAUUUCUCGGGUUAACGAUUACUGGCACCAUUGGCAGGAUGUGUUUGCUGGAUCUCUCUUAGGGCUCGUGGUUGCAACCUUCUGCUACAGACAAUUCUUCCCAGCCCCUUAUCACGAUGAAGGAUGGGGACCGUAUGCAUAUUUUCGGGCGCUGGAGGAGCAGUCACGUUCUGGUGCUGAUCCAAACGCAGUCCAUGGGAGCAAUGUUCAAGCUAUGGAAGCUCAGCAUCAACAAGUUGUUAGGCCAAAUGGGGAGCUUCAGUUUACAUCACUAGAUCUUGAAUCUGGACCAAGAUAGAGAACCUUUUAAUGGGUAGCUGUGAAUUUACUUCGUUUAUUUGAUUUAUUCGUGUAGAUGGGUUAAAAUGGUGGUAGUAGUAGCAGCAGCAGUAGUAUUUCAGUGGUGGGAGUAAGCUUUUGGGGAAUCAUUUUGGGGGUGUUAUGGAAUUAUAAGUCCACGUUUAUAUAUGCAAGUCUUACUGUUUAUAUAUUGAUUUUCCAGAAACUUUUGAGGAUUCCAGAAUUCAACAUGAGAUUCAACAAUCUCUACGUUAUCAUAUUCUCUGGCGCGUGUUGGAUCAUUUGUCAAAAGAUUAGUGCUUUCCCGGGAAGUUUCCCUCUGUCUCUGACGAGCAAAGAGAACGUUUUAAUGAAUGGGGUUGUCACGCCGGCGGCGUGCCAUUGGUUGUACCUGGUUCAACCUGUAUCGGUCAUAAAACCGGCGUGACACCACCGGUAUGACCGGCAUGAUCGAUAUACGAAUCUCUAAGUAAAAUAAUCUUAUUUUAGUGACUUUAAUUGUUAAAAAUUAUUUUAUUAUUUAUUUUAUGAGUAUAAAUGUUAAAUAUUGAU